AUGGCAAAGAUCGAGGAAAUGAUCACCAAUGCCAUGGAGGCUGCACGCCAGCGGGCCACGCAGGAGAUGGGGCAGAGGGUCGCACUGCCACAAGGCCAAAAUGCGCAUGCCAACAUCGAGGAGAUGAUCAGGAUCGCCAAGAAGGCUGCACGCCAGCGCGCCAUGCAGGAGCACGGGCAGUUGGAAGCACGGCCACAAGGCCAAGAUGCGUAUUGGGAAGAUCCGUGCACAGAGUCCUGGAACUUUGAUCAGCACGGCCAUGGCCAUGGUCAAGCCCAUUAUCCGGACUGUCAGGUUCUUCAUCUGCAAUGGCGGCAAGGUUGGAUCCAGGCAGGUGCUGGCCAAAAUUGCUAG
Molecule: messenger RNA, 354 nt
Organism: Symbiodinium natans
Lineage: Eukaryota; Dinophyceae; Suessiales; Symbiodiniaceae
Source: the annotation of a GenBank genome assembly